UAGAUACAAGCUUUAAAGCGGUGUUCCAAAGUUUAACAAAUGUUUUGAUCGGGACGUUGUUGCUCGAAGAAGGCUAUGAGGUGACAACUGGAAACUAAAGCAAUGAAUGAAGACAAACCUCUUAUUUAUCUGGAUGUUGAUUUAGAAGAGAAAAGGUUUUCAGUGGAAUUUGUGAUUCACAGUCAGACAUUACAGUUGGAAACCAAGUCAGUGGGUGAAGAAAAACUUUAUGAUCAUCAAGAUGUUGAUGUACCAGAAGAAAGGUUUUCUGCAGAAGUUGCAAUUCCUAGUGAGAGGUUGCAAGCAAAGGAUGAAGAAAAAACUUUUGAUCACUUGUAUCUUUGUAUACCAGAGAAAAGGUUUUCAGCAGAACUUGUUAUUCAUAAUCAGAUUUUACAAUUGGAAAUCAAGUCACUGAAUGGAGAAACAUUUCAUGAACAUAUAGAUAUUUCUCCACCAAAGAAAAAGGUUUCAGCUGAAAUUGUUGUUCAUAAUCAGAUGUUACAAUCGGAAAUGUCACUGAGUGGAGAAAAAUUUCAUGAACAUAUAGAUGUUUCUACACCAGAGAAAAAGGUUUCAGCUGUGUCAACAGUGUCUGACAUAAGUUGUUACAAAAGUGCUGAAGAUUUUUGGCAUGAAGAUAACAAAGAAUUUUGUGAAAAAGACAGAAAAGAUGAAUUCAGUGAAACCAGAAGUAUGAAAACAACACUUGGAUCUGGUGAAGAACAGAAUGGAACAUCAAGGAAGGCUUCUUAUGACACAGAUUUACCCUCUAGGCAUUAUAAUGAACCAUCUAUGUUUUUUGAAGAUGGAUUUCGUCGAAUUGACUUUGUACUGCUGUAUGUUACUCCAGCAAAGAGCAAUUAUGGUUAUGUUCAUAAGCAAAUAAGAGAAGUAUUUGAAGAGAAUUUGAAAGAUGAAGGGUUAGAACUGGAGUAUGUCACUGAGUCUGUAACCGAUCUCAACUGUGUGAAAGUUCAUGCUCCGUGGGAAGUUCUGACUCAAUAUGCUGAACUAUUAAAAUUUAAAAUGUUGAUAAAAAAGUUCUCAAACGAGGAAAUUAUUGCAAGAGCAGUGCAUGACUCAUCGGAUUUUGAACAAAUGUCAGAUUGUCAGAAUUCAGAGUCAAGUUUCAGAAAAUAUUUGUUGGACAUCAUUCUCUUAUGCCAGUCAAUUUCUACAUUUUUCAGUUUUAAAAUGCCACAGGAUAUUCAUAUUACAGCAGAAUAUUCUAGAGAUAAAGAAUGUUUGUUUGAAAUUCCACAAAGAAAAAAAGAAGACUUUUUUAACCCAGGACUGCGUUCACAGAUUGUGGACUUCAUUUUAAGGAGAAACAGAUUUAGGAAUGAACUAGAUCAAGUUUGUGCAUUUGGAAUAACCAAGCUUAUAAAUGAUGGUGUGUAUGAAGCAGCUUAUCCUUUGCAUGAGGGAAUAUAUAGCACUUUAGAUGAGAACAGUCCUCGUAGACAGUUGAUAAAUAAAUGGGCUAAUAUGGGGUCAAUGUGGAAAAACCAACCUCUUGAUGACAUCAAAGAAUAUUUUGGAGUAAAGAUUGGUCUAUACUUUGCAUGGCUUGGUUUCUAUACAUGUAUGCUGGUACCGGCAUCAAUUGUAGGAAUUUUAUGCUUUCUAUAUAGUUGCUUUACAUUGACGAACAAACCUCUAAGCAAUGAUGUGUGUGAAGACCUCAAGGAUAUUUUAAUGUGUCCACAGUGUGGUAUGCAUUUAUGCAGGUUUUGGAGACUUGGAGAAAUGUGCAUGUAUUCUAAGAUGGCUAAUUUCUUUGACAGUGGUCCUGUUGUAUUUAUGGCUGGUUUUAUGUCUUUGUGGGGUGUGAUAUUUCUUGAAUUAUGGAAAAGGUAUUCAGCAAACAUCACACAUCAGUGGGACAUGACAGGUUUUGAUACUAUCCAGGAAUACCCAAGACCUGAGUAUUUGGCAAGGCUUCCAGUUGUUAAAAGAAAGAAACUGAACGUUGUUACCAAUGUAUAUGAGCCUUAUAUUCCAUUCUGGAAGAAGCGAGUGCCACUUUUUCUGUUUUCAUUUUCUAUGGUGCUGUUAUCAGUUACAAUAGCCUUAGGGGCUAUAAUUGGUGUGAUCAUGUACAGGCUUUCCAUUAAAGCUGCAAUAAUUAUUAGUAAUGACGAGAAAGUGGCAAGUGCUGCAUCUGUUAUUAUUUCUACAACAGCAGCAAUCCUGAAUCUUUUUCGCAUUUUAUUAUUUAAUCAGAUGUAUCAAAGAAUAGCUAUUUACUUGACUGAAUUAGAAAUGUAUCGAACACAGACAGAAUACAACAACAGCUUAACUUUUAAGAUGUUCCUGUUACAAUUUGUCAACUAUUACUCUUCCAUUUUUUAUAUAGCAUUUUUCAAAGGAAGGUUUUUAAAAAAUCCUGGACCUAACAAUGAAUUUUUUGGAUUUCAAAAAGAAGAUUGUGGUAUUAGAGGUUGUUUCAUUGAGCUUUCUUUGCAAUUGAUCAUUAUUAUGGUGGGAAAACAGGCUGUUAAUGCAUUUGUUGAAAUGGGAAUUCCAUGGCUGUUCUGGGUUCAUAAGAGGUGGAAAAUGCGUAAGAAAGAAAAAUAUAUGAAGAGAAAGCAAGCUGUAGUACAGUGGGAAAAUGACUAUAGUUUAGCAGCAUGGAGACCAAAUGGACUUUUCUAUGAAUAUCUUGAAAUGGUGUUGCAGUUUGGAUUUGUCACCAUUUUUAUAGCAGCAUUCCCGCUUGCACCUCUUUUUGCUCUGGUAAAUAACAUGCUGGAAAUCAGGCUUGAUGCCAAGAAGUUUAUUACUUGCUAUAGAAGGUCUGUGGGACAGAGGGUUAAAAACAUUGGGAUAUGGUACCGAAUUCUUGAUUCAAUUAGUAAAUUAGCUGUUAUAACAAAUGCACUAAUAAUAGCUUUCACGUCUACUUUCAUUGACCAACUUUUCUACAUGUUUGUUGUUUCACCUGAUGGUUCUCUGAGGGGUUAUUUGAAUUUUACCCUAUCCAAGUUCAACAUCGCUGAUCUUGCUGAUACAUAUAAGAUUAUUGACUUUAACCUAACUACAUCCAUCUGCUGGUAUCAGGGUUACAAAGAACCUCCUUCAUCAAGUAAUAAAUAUGAAUAUAGACCAGUUCACUGGCAUAUUUUAGCAUUUCGUUUGGCCUUUAUUGUUGCUUUCGAGAACAUUAUAGCAUUUAUCACAGUCUUAAUCCGUUGGAUGAUCCCAGAUGUUCCAAAGUCUCUAAAGCUCCAGAUGAGGCAUGAAAAUUACAUCACUAAUAAAAUAAUCACUGAUCAAGAACUGAGAAGAGUAAAAGAACAUGAUAUUACUAGAAGUAGAAGUAUUUUGCACAGGGGAAAUGACAGGUUUAAUUAUUCAGCACCAGAGAAACCCUACUUCAAAUGAGAAUUUUUGAUGGUUAGUGACAUAGCAUAAAUGUGACUAUUCUUUAGUGUCAAAAACCUCAUUACUUUAAUUAGUGUAAUGUAUACUAAGGUCUUCCAUAUCUCUUAAAAAUAAUUGUAUCGACACUAAAUAUUAAUGCUACACUGUCAUUUGUAUUUUUUGAAUAGACAUUCUGGUCAAUUUUUUAGUAAUAUAAAUAAUAUAAUUUUUUGUAAUAUAAGGAAACGCUUCUUUUUCUAUGUGGUUUUUUGCAAGCUUGCCUCAUUAAAAAGAUGCACAUGUGUGCACACAUAUAGAUAAGUGAUAAUAUCCAGGUGCACACUCUCAGGGUCCAAUAAGUAUGAGUGCAAAAUUUCAGGUCUCUAAGUUCUUUUCUCUUGGAGCUAUGGUGGUCACACAUACAAGCAUGUGCACACAUGUGAGUGUCUGUCUGUGCACAUGCAUGUGGAUAAGUAAUAAUACCCAGGUGCACACCCUCAGGUUCCACUUAGUGUGGGUGCAAAAUUUCAGGUUUCUAAGUUCUUUGCUCUUGGAGCUAUGGUGGUCACAUAUUCUUUUCUAUGUGGUUUUUCGCUUGCUUACCUUACAAAAAGAUGAGCAUGAGGUUCUUUCCUCUUGGAGUUAUAGCAGUCACAGACACUCCCUUUUAUUAUUAUAGAUUUUAAGUUGUCUUGUAGAUUUUUUUUAUACUUUUUAAUUUCAUAUAUCUUAAAACUGUCUUCAAUAUUUUACAUGGGAUUGUCUGCUAACAUUUGUCUUGUGUAACAUUAUCAUUUGGAAGUAUGCCUAAUAUGUAAGGUAUACUAUUCUGUAUGAUUUAGUUCACAUUGUUUUUAACAUUUUCAACUUAUGCUUGCUGAUAGGGUUAAGAUUUAUUAAAGUAUCUUUGGAUCAAUCCACAUUUUAUGUUUCCUUCCAUAUUUAUCACUCUGUAGUAAUACAUUUAAUAUGAUCUGAAGUUCAACUUUCUAGAAAUUCAUUUGAGUGGAGAAGUCAUAACCUACAGGAUGGAAAAUUUUUGUUUAUGAGUAAGAGUCAUGGAAAAUUUCUUUUUCUUUAAUUUUCAGUUUAUUAUUUAAUUUGCAUUUAACCAUAGCUAAAGAGUUAUGGAAUAUCAAGUUCAUACCUUGAAUUAUGAAAUAAAUAAAAAUUUAACACUGAAGAUAAUUAUGUAUUAUAUUGCGAGUACCAAAAUUUGAUUACAAUAGGUCCCAGAUUAAUAGUUGGAAGUUUUUCUGUUUCUCAGUGCACUGUGUUUAUACAAUUCAUCUGUAACUUUUUAGCUUGUACAAAAAUUUAUUGUCUGGAGACAGAAGAAGAUAUGAAUGUUAUGUUUAUAAGUAUAUAGUUUGCUUGUUUCUCAAAGAGUGAACACAUCGAGAUGGAAGAUUCUUCUUUUCAGAACUGUAUAUGCGUAAAACAUACUCCAUAUAAAUUAUGAACACAAAAGAAAUUUCAUUAAGAUGUCCCUAAGUACUUAUCUUCCUUAUUGAUGAUUCAUUGUAAUUCUGUAUAAAUAAGAAUAUACUGAUGUUUGAACAAGUUAUUUCCAUGAAAGAACAUACUGUCUUCUUCUAACUU
Messenger RNA from Limulus polyphemus (Atlantic horseshoe crab), 4971 nucleotides. Its product is annotated as anoctamin-5-like. Bases 103 to 3390 code for a protein of 1095 amino acids. The transcript has 30 exons. Lineage: Eukaryota; Metazoa; Arthropoda; Merostomata; Xiphosura; Limulidae. Gene Ontology annotation, molecular function: chloride channel activity; protein dimerization activity. Gene Ontology annotation, cellular component: plasma membrane. The record is from RefSeq and is a predicted model, not a curated record. Gene Ontology annotation, biological process: chloride transmembrane transport.